CGUGCCCCAUGCACAUUUAAGUAUGGUGUGUAAUAUUCAAAAUUUCGCAAGUAAGCGUUUUAGUUGGAAUGCCAUAAAAAUCAUGUUACUGUAACAAAUGUUGUUUUUCUAGCUUUUUAGACCGUACAUGAUGUCGAGUGAAAAUAUUAUUAGUGUGAGGGGCCGGCUCAUCUUUUGUGGUCAUAACAAUAACAGCACAAGUGGCCGCGGCGUCACAGAUUGGCUUUUAUGCAAGUUAUAAACUGCUCACCUGGAACCACGCUUCGUCCAUUAAUGGCGGCAUCGAGUUACAGAUGGCGUGUAUCUGUACGCGAGAAAAAAGUACUUAUUGAGUUCGCGAACGGCAUCAACGCCGAAUGGACAAUUCAGUCGCCAGCAAAUUUUGACUGACAACAAAAACACACAUUACAUUACCGCCUGCACAAUAGUUGGAAUAAUCAUAUGCUUCCGGCUAGUGCAACACCAUUUGCAGCAAACCGUCAAUUGGCUAAUGCAGCUGAAUCUCUGCGCAUCUCCAUCUGCCUGCUCGGACUAGCCGUUAAAACAAAAAGCGUUUUGCUUUCUAUGUCCUUUACAUAAUCUGUAAAUUACGCUUUCUUUCAAGUAUUAAGAUAAAAAUCUCCGCAAUGCUUCUCCGGAUCGCUUCGAUUAUAUUUAUUGGAAUUAUUAAAACAUUUGUGUUCUGCAAGGAGCCGCUAAAUAUCAAAUGCACACUUGAUCCAGUUCAAAUUACCGUGGAGAUCUUUGUCUCAAGACCGCUGUAUAACGUGCAACUAAAGAAUGCUGACCGAACUUGUGAUCCUCAAGAAUUUACGCCCAAUUCCAUCAAAUUCGUUAUUCAGAAUUAUCAAUUGGGAAUGUGCGGCUUCGUCCGGUCGGACAGUUCCACGGACGGUUUAGACGGUACAUUCUGGAAUAAUCUCAUUUGGAAAGAAAAGCCCACCUCUAACAAAACCAAAACUACCAAGAUUAAAUGCACUCACAAAAUGAGCGCCAUCCUCAGCUCAGCCGCCCAGCUGAUCCCCAUGCCGGUGCGCGUGCAGGUGAUCCAUUUGCCCUUUGGGGCGUUCCCCAGCGCCUUUAACGGAGAUGCCGCACCGCCCAUCUCCGCCACGUCGUCUAAUCCGGGAUCGGAAAUGCGAUCACCCUUCCCACCGGGAAUCAGCCCGCUCGGUUCCGGUGUGAUUAUGGUGCGUUCGCGACCUUUGCGGACGUCCUCGAGUAGUGGACCCGGUGGUCCCAUUCCCGCGGGCGUAGUGCCCUUUGACGGAUCUUCGUUCUCCAGUUUGUUCCCGUCCGAGGUGCCCAUUAUUCGUUAGUUUAAAUGCUCGUAAAACUUUUGCAUUUGUUUUUGCAAACUUUGAGAGCGGAAUUAUUAACGUUAACGCCACAAUGUUUUUGCGGCUUGGGAUGAGCACAGUACGUGCCGGUGAGCGCGAAAAUGACAGCGCCUGUUGCUUUGGUACAUUCAGUGAAUUUCAUUGAAAAAAUUUAUAUCGUGCUUUUGCGCAAAAGAUUGGAAGACGAUCAUAACCGAAUUAGUGCAAACACAUAGCUUUCGAGAUCAGUGCCGGCACUCUCAGGUCUGGUUUGAAGCUUCCAUUUUGUAUUAUUUCAGCAAUCAGAUUAAAGCAAAGUAAA
Molecule: messenger RNA, 1641 nt
Organism: Paramacrobiotus metropolitanus
Lineage: Eukaryota; Metazoa; Tardigrada; Eutardigrada; Parachela; Macrobiotidae
Exons: 3
Coding region: 627-1319 (230 amino acids)
Source: RefSeq, a predicted model, not a curated record